AUGGAGCGGUGGGCGCGGGGCGAAGGGGUCCUUCAGGCAGCCGGCCGCUGCCCUCUGGGGAUGAUUGGUCUGGCUCUUUUCCUCGCUGGUUGCCUGAGCAUCUGCCGCCAUCAUGAAUCCAUAGGAACUAUCCGGACCAGGAAGUUCAUGACCAACCGACUACUCCAGAGGAAACAAAUGGUCAUUGAUGUCCUUCACCCUGGGAAGGCAACAGCACCUAAGACAGAAAUUCGAGAAAAACUAGCCAAAAUGUACAAGACCACACCAGAUGUCAUCUUUGUGUUUGGAUUCAGAACCCAUUUUGGCGGUGGAAAGACUACUGGCUUUGGCAUGAUUUAUGAUUCCUCGGAUUAUGCAAAGAAAAAUGAGCCUAAACACAGACUUGGAAAACAUGGCCUGUGUGAGAAGAAAAAGACCUCAAGGAAACAGCGCAAGGAGCACAAGAACAGAAUGAAGAAAGUCAGGGGGACUGCAAAGGCCAGCAUUGGUGCAGGCAAAAAGUGA
This is a messenger RNA of Loxodonta africana (African savanna elephant), 504 nucleotides long. Its product is annotated as small ribosomal subunit protein eS24-like. Gene Ontology annotation, cellular component: ribosome. Bases 1 to 504 code for a protein of 167 amino acids. NCBI's taxonomy places the organism in Eukaryota, Metazoa, Chordata, Mammalia, Proboscidea, Elephantidae. Gene Ontology annotation, biological process: translation. The record is from RefSeq and is a predicted model, not a curated record. Gene Ontology annotation, molecular function: structural constituent of ribosome. The transcript has 2 exons.